This is a messenger RNA of Diatraea saccharalis (sugarcane borer), 1038 nucleotides long. Lineage: Eukaryota; Metazoa; Arthropoda; Insecta; Lepidoptera; Crambidae. The record is from the annotation of a GenBank genome assembly.
AUGUUUAAAGUGCCAUGGCUAGGUCUCUUUUCAAGCCAGGCAUAUUGUUAUGUACUGCUUCAAGUAAGCAAAGAUGAACAGAACCGUUCUAAUGUAGACGCACUGAUCCACAAAGUAGUCCCGUCAGAGCAAUACGACAAAUUGGCGGCGAAAAUAACUAGGAAACAAUUCCCCACGUUGCAAGAACAGGAGAAAUUGGAACAAAACCCGGAGCCGAUAUUCAAAUCGCAUAAUGUCAAAGGGGAAAAAAAAGAUGAGCACAGUGACAUUAUCCAAACUAUUAAAGACAUAUUUUCUGACAAGCCUGCGUUGAGGACCGGAUCUUUACAAAUAGCUCCAGAAGUCAUCAAUUUCAGAAGCAACAAGCCUACAUUAUUAUACGAGGUGUCUUCGGACUUGUUGGUCCAAAUCAUCAAAGAAAUUCUAUCAUCAAAGAAGCUAGCACAAUACACAGACGAAAUAGUAAGACGAGCCGCUGUUGUCUACAAAACUAUUAAAGAUAAAUAAAUUGGCACAUUGAAUUUACUCACCACCCUUAUCUAUAGUCGAGAGGAGUAAUUACUUGAGAGAAUGGCGUAACUUGAGCACAUAUUUUAUAUUAGACGGGCAUUGGCGUAGCUACGGAAUUUCCCUAGGUAGUUGGCCAUGGCCUCAGGCAUGAAUCUUGUUAAUUAAAUCAAAAUUUAAAAUGUUUGUUCAUUAUAAUUUAAAAGGGAACAAGUAGUAGUUUGUAGUAGUUUGUCUGAAAUGAAAUGAAAUGAAAAUAUCUUUAUUCAAGUAAGCUUGUUACAAGCACUUUUGAAUCGUCCAAAAAACUUUUUUCCCCUACCACUUGUUCAGGACGUCUUUUGGCUGACAAGAAGAACAAGCGAAAGAAACUUAUCAGCUUUUUAUCAUAAGUAAUGACAUUUACAUAAAUCAUGUCAUUACCAAAAUAAUAAUCUAUCCUAGUAGACAUACUAUUUACUAAGAUGCCUGUGUCAGGAGAUUCAGGAGGACCGUCUCUUCCGUAACAUGUACAAAUUUAAACAUCUUUAA